UCGGUUAAAUAUACAGGUUUGGUGAUUUAGUCUUCUUAAAAUACACAUAACAUGGUCAUGACGUGUGAGUUGACAUUAUACUUGUUGUUUAGGCUACACCAACAAUUUGUCUUCUAAUAAUAAACUAGGUGGAAAUGAUUAGAACCACUAAAUAAAUGAGGACCCCACCACCCCAAUAAUUUCCCAAUUGAUAAAAGAAAUUGGUUACCAAUACACAUCUGGCAGUUCAACUAAUAAAAUUGCCUAUGCAAAACAAAACCAUCAUCAACCAAAACUAAAGCUAAAAAAGCACAACAAAAGGCCCACCUCAUUUUGCCACCGCACACACGGCAAAAACAUAUUUAGAACAAAUAAUAACACCGAAUUGGCAGCAUAUCAGUCGUCAUGGCCACACAAGAUGGAGAAGAAGAAGAAGAAGACUUCAGCUUCUCCACCACCACCGAACCACCGCCUCGGUUCAUCGAGUCACCUCGCCUAUGGGGAUGUACCGCCGGAACGCGAAUCCACGAUGUUGAAGAGGAUGAAGAACAAGAUGAAGAAGAAGUAGAGGAGGAAGACUCGAGAAUCUCAUACAAUAUUAUAGAACGUGUUGAAACACAAAGGAGUUCUUCUUCUGCUUGUGCAAGAGAUGAUGAUGAUUAUCAUGAUGAAGAUUGUUAUGUAGAAGAAGAGAAGAUGGAUAUUUUAUGGGAAGAUUUCAAUGAAGAGUUGUUCUCGAGAAAUAGCUCGAAUUCAUACUUCUUAUCAUCUUCAUCAAUGAAGAAGAAGGAUCAUCAUUCUCAUGGGAAGAUGUUGAAUUUUGGAUGUGCCCAUUUUAUGAAAUUGGCCAAACCCAAUAAAAGGGUGAGCUUUGUGGUGUUUCUCAAGGUCUUGAUCAACAAGGUGAUCAUGGUUCAAAAUUCUCAUCGAUCACUCAAGAAAAGAAGUCGAUGAUGAAUCAAUCAUAUCAGAUUAGGGUGUUGAUUUCUUACUCUACUUUUGCUUUUUUUCUUUUUAAUUUAAUGACUUGACUUCAUAGUUUGUCUCUUUUAAACUGUGUGGUGUACAAAAUACAGAUAUACACUAGGUUGUAAUCAUUGAAUACUACACUUAUUUCUUUUCGCUGUGUGUGUAUUCCAGAUAUAUUGAAUACAGAUUUUCACGAAGUACGGUGUAAAAUAAUGACGUGUUAUGUAAUCAUAUGUUCAACUCUUUUCUGAACAAUUCCAAAGGAAUAAAGAAGGAAAUAAAUUUUGUGAACUUCAAAUGAAACCUUUCUAUGCUUUCUUUGUACAAGAAUUCCAACGUAGCGAGAGAGUGAGAAUCUUUCUCCGGCUUCUUUUAAAAAACCAAAAGAUUAAGACAGCAAAAGAAGAUCAGAAACUUUCAGCUCAGAAGGCCGAGGCUAGUAACUGGAGAAAAGUUGCAGAGGUUGGCUUGCAUGUUCAAGUCAGAGUCAAGUAGAGAAAGUUAUGUUUCUGUCG
Molecule: messenger RNA, 1463 nt
Organism: Oldenlandia corymbosa var. corymbosa
Lineage: Eukaryota; Viridiplantae; Streptophyta; Magnoliopsida; Gentianales; Rubiaceae
Source: the annotation of a GenBank genome assembly